CCACCGACGCACAAUCAGCACACGGGGACUUGACAGCUGUUGGCGAGGAGGAACCUGUAACCUGCACGACGCACAUCCCUUGUUCUUCGCUCUCACGCACUCCUGCACCAUGUCAUCCUCCGAGGAAGUGGAAUAUAAGGCCGGACAUCCUCCCGCAAUGAAAGUUGCUGGUGUCCGCCAUCCCCCAAGACGGAAGAGUGCAGAGGAGAGGCCUCGCAGGGACAGUGAUAAGGAUGUGGAGCAGAUUGUAGCAAGGAGCCCCCUGAAGCCUCCGACUACAGUUGCACCUGUGUUAGGGAACUUGGAAAAAGACUAUCCUAUAGCAGCUGUGAAACACACACAUGAAAAACCUGUGCCAACACACACUCCCCGUAAUACUGCAAAUGUUGCCCCAAUUAUCCAGCAGCCAAGGAAGUAGAAAGUAGUUUUAUAAUGGAGCUAUAUGCAUCCAAGCCAUCCUAGAUUAUUCUCCUCAUUUAAGGUGGUCUGAGUGCUGUAAACCUGUAUUCAGGGCUCAAAUGAUUAACUACAGGGAUUUUUUUUUUCUUUUUCUUAUUCAUGAUAUUGGGUAUAGAACAGUCUUGGGUAACUAGGUGAUACAAUAGUUUUGAUUUAAAUUUAUAUCUCCAAGUGUAAGAGAAAAUUCUCUCAUUCGCUCAAAUAAUCAGGAUAAUGUGAUAUAUUAGUAUCAGAUAGAGCUUAGAAAUGGAGAUUUUUUUUGUGUGACUGAAAAUUGUUAGGUGCUGUAAGAAAUAUGGGUUAUCAUAAUAAAAAGUGAUGUACUUAUAAAUGUGGUGGUAUAAUGUGACUACAAGUACAAACAGUUGUGGGUUUGUGAUAUAUAGAACUUUUACAUAAAGAAAAAUUCAUGGGAUAAUGAAACUUUUCCACUUCUAGUUCUCGCUAUCAUUUGUUUUUUUCUUCUCUUUCCCAAGAGAAGGAAAAAAUGUCUUGAUUUUCAUAUUACAUUUUUAUUUAAUAAUUAUCAGCAGGAGGAACAACUUAUUCAAACAAGAAAGCAAGCCUGUCCCCUUUUAUCCAACAAGCACAAAUAAUAGAACUUGGUGUGGUGGAUCGAUUAAGAUGUGUUUUAAAACUGAUUGGGUUGUAUGUAAUUCAGGCAAGCUUUUAAGAAAGUCUUAUGUUGAUCCUUUUAAAUGCUGGCUUUAAAGAGCAUCUUCCUAACUUUUUUUUUUUUUCUCUGUUAAUUAUAUUAAAUAUAAAUUUUCAUCUGAUAUCAUUGAUCAUAAAACUUUUCAGUACAAUAGGUGAGAGGUGCAUGUUAAAAAUUUUACGUAAUUUCAGGUUCUAAAACGGUUAUAAAUUAUCCAGAGUUUAGCAUACUGCUGUGAUAUUAAUAGUACCCAAUAUCUUGAUUUUUUUUUUUGUGAUGUUAAAUGCCAGUCUGACUUGAAGGAGAUAGCAACAUCAGUAAAUAUUUUUAAAAACAGUGACCAAGCACUAGCAAAAAACAUUUUCUGAGACAUCCCUGUAUAAAGUAUUGCUUUUAUUCAUGUUCAUCAAAUUUAGGCAUUUGUAUUUUGUUCAUUUUGAAGAUAUCUAUAAUUUCUUAAUGGCAGUAAGUUUUGAGCUACUUUCAUAGGGAUAGGUAUGGUGAGGAUGUCAUUAUUAAGAGUUAACUGCUUUUUAAGAAACUAUAUCACCAGAGUACAAUGAAAGGGACCAGGUUCCAAGUACUGAGAAGCUACAUCAUGUGUGCUGAAAAUUACUUGCUGCCCAAAUACUUUGGUUGUUUGUAAAUCUGAAGGAACACACUCGUGUACCUGUGUAUGUGCAUUUCUGCAUAUGUAUGCAGUUGUUGUACACUCAUCAUACAUGAAGUGCAUAACUGAGAGGAACUAAUGUGUGUAAUAGUUAUAUAUUUUUGAACUGUUGUUUUCAAUUGUUUAUUGAAAUUUAUUUUUGUUGAACUACUAGGGAAGAAGGAAGUGUGUGGUAAUUAUACAUGCUGACAUGUACGAGGGAGUUUGUCGUGUUAAAAAAAAUUAUCAAAGUGUAGUAAAAAAAAAAAAAAAAAAAAAUCCUAAAAUUAUAGACAUCAAUUAUUGUAAGUAUUAGUAAGAACAAAGAAAAGUAGUGUGCAAUUUAACUAGUCUUGGCUUGUAUAUUAGCUAGUCAGCAAAAGAAAUUUGGUAGAAUUCCAAUUGGAAAAUGUAUACAUUCCAAUAGGGGACACAAUUGACACAUUUCUGGGAAUCAUGCCUUACAGUUGGUUAUAGUUUUUGGUUACAAGAUAAUUAUAUUAUCCCAAAAAAAUAUGAAAAGACAUUAACAAAAAAAAAAAAAAAAAAAAAAAAAGGUUUUGGGAAAUUUUAUUGGCUUCAAUUUUAUUUCAAUAGCAAAUAUUUGAUCUAUUAUUAAUUACACAAUUUAGGUGAAUGGAGAGAUGAAGAUUUCAUUGUUAUGAAUAUAUAUGGCUAAAUGUGACUGUUCCAUAGGUAAACAUUCAAAGGUAAAAUAUAAAAUAUUGGCAGUUUUAUAGAUUAAAUUGGUGAAAAUAUCAAGAACUUCAUCACUCCAUAAACUUCAUGUAGAAAUGAGAAAAGUUUCAUUGUAUUGGGGACUAUACAUUGUAAGAAAUAAAUGCAAAAAAUGGAA
Penaeus chinensis is the source of this 2619-nucleotide messenger RNA. RefSeq names its product death-associated protein 1-like. The record is from RefSeq and is a predicted model, not a curated record. Gene Ontology annotation, biological process: apoptotic signaling pathway; cellular response to amino acid starvation; negative regulation of autophagy. Bases 110 to 418 code for a protein of 102 amino acids. The transcript has 3 exons. Lineage: Eukaryota; Metazoa; Arthropoda; Malacostraca; Decapoda; Penaeidae. Gene Ontology annotation, molecular function: death domain binding.